Molecule: messenger RNA, 1433 nt
Organism: Hibiscus syriacus
Lineage: Eukaryota; Viridiplantae; Streptophyta; Magnoliopsida; Malvales; Malvaceae
Product: embryogenesis-associated protein EMB8-like
Exons: 8
Coding region: 45-1292 (415 amino acids)
Molecular function (GO): short-chain carboxylesterase activity; monoacylglycerol lipase activity
Source: RefSeq, a predicted model, not a curated record
UUUCGGGUCGAUUGAAUAUCACUUCCCUCUCCAACACCAACCAUAUGGCCAAACUCUCUUUCGGCUCCACAUUCACCAUAUCCCUUUCCCUCCACAGAUUUCACCCAGUCACUGCCUUCCACGUCUCCACUCCCACCACCACAACCAGCACACCAUCCCCUGAUCACCACCCUUCCCUGGAGGUCUUAGGCGGAGCUCGCGACCGCUUCCUCCCAGCUCUCCAUUCCACCCUCCGCCAACCUUACAAACCUUUUCCCCUCAUCGGUUGGAACCGACACGUCGAGACCAUUUUCGCUUCCUUCUUCCGCAACGUCCCCGACGUCAGGUUACGUCGGGAAUGCCUCCGUGUCGAAGACGGCGGCACCGUCGCGCUAGACUGGGUCUCCGGCGACCAUUACAGCCUCCCUCCCGAUGCCCCAAUCCUCAUUCUGCUGCCGGGUUUGACUGGAGGAAGCCAGGAUUCAUAUCCAAGACAUUUGAUAACUAAAGCAAAGAAUAAAGGGUGGCGCGCCGUGGUUUUCAAUAGCCGAGGUUGUGGCGAGAGUCCAGUCACCACUCCUCAAUUCUAUUCAGCUUCCUUUGUCGGGGACAUGCGUGAAGUAGUGGCACAUGUUGGCUCUAGAUACCCAGAAGCUAAUCUGUAUGCUGUUAGUUGGUCUCUUGGUGCUAACAUUCUUGUUCGAUAUCUUGGUGAUGAAUCUCAUGCUUGCCCUCUUUCCGGUGCUGUCUCAUUGUGCAAUCCUUUCAAUUUGGUUGAUGCUUUUGAGGAAUUCACCAAGGGCUUUAACCGUGUUUACGACAGAGCUCUUGCUAGAUCCAUCCGUGAAAUAUUCAAGAAGCAUAUCCUCCUAUUCGAAGACAUCGGGGGUGAAUUCAACAUUCCCUUGGCUUUAAACGCAGAACGCGUUAGGGACUUUGACGAAGGAUUAACACGAGUUUCGUUUGGUUUUAAGUCGUUGGAUGAGUACUACUACAAGGCUAGCUGUUUUCAUUCCAUAAAACAUGUUCAAAUUCCAUUGCUCUGCAUCCAGGCUGCAAAUGAUCCGAUUUCACCUGCUAGGGCAAUUCCUCGGCAAGAAAUCGAGGCUAAUCGGAACUGUUUGUUAAUAGUGACACCCAAAGGUGGGCAUUUAGGGUGGGUUGCAGGUGCCGAGGCGCCUCUAGGAGGUCCAUGGUCCGAUCCCGUGGUGAUGGAUUUUCUCGAGCUGUUGGAAAGAGGUAUACAAAAGACUCCCGGAUUGCCUAACGAUUCGUUAGCUAGUCCAGAAGGAUUGCAUCACGUACACGUAUAGCAAGCAAAAUUAUACAUGGAUUAAGUUCGAUGAAUAGCAUCGUCAAUUCAAUUCUUUAUUUAUCGAACUAUAUCUGUAGCCGUUGUACCAUGGCCGAAAAUCGUGUCCUAAGGGACCUUGUAUGAUGAUGACCAGAUGAUG